Aegilops tauschii subsp. strangulata is the source of this 858-nucleotide messenger RNA. NCBI's taxonomy places the organism in Eukaryota, Viridiplantae, Streptophyta, Magnoliopsida, Poales, Poaceae. The record is from RefSeq and is a predicted model, not a curated record.
AUGCUUCUAAGGGAAUUCUUGAUGCUGCGCGUGGCCCCGCAUCAGGCGCGUAUGCGCCCCUUGUGGAGGCUUGGGGACGAAGAGGACAAGGUUCUCCUGAGCUCAGAAGCCUUGCCUAACGGUGAGUUGGCUGCAGCUCUCCGCCUCCUGGUCGGGGAUGACCAGGAGUACCCGCCAAGCGUCUUCAUUCCCUUAUUCCGCCGCACGGAUGGAGCGCAGGUCAUGGCCGCCAGGCCGAGCUUUGACGGGCGUGGACUGGUGCCGUCGGCGCCCACCGAGGCCCAUGUGGCACCGACACCGGUGGAGCUGUCUUCUGAUGACAACGAGGCCAACUCCCGCCAGGAGAAGGGGGAGCCGCCCGUGGUCCCGACGAGGGGCAGGUCGGCCCUGGUCUCCCGAGAUGCUUCCCCGGCUUUGACGCCGCCUGGGGCUGCCUCCGGCCCCUCCGCUGCCCCAGCUUCUGCUCCUGGAGCCUGUGCGCCCGCGCCUCAAGCCCCGAGGCUCUCGGGCUUCAAGCUCAGCAAGCGGAGGGUGGAUUACGCUGUGGUGGACCAGCCACCGCCUGCGGCGAAGAAGAGGAAGGAGGAUGCCGCGGCCCCGCUCGGGACCGAACCUUCUGCAGCAGCCGCACCCCCUUCCGUGGAGAAGGGGAGCGACAUCACUCGCACCUCCUCGAUCCAGUCACCCUCGCGAGGUCUAGAGGAGCAUCCUCAUGGGGAGACAGCCCCCGUGGCCCCGCUGGCUCCGGAGGCGUUGGUGUCCAGCCCGGCUGCCGGGGUCCCCAAGGCUAAGAAGCCCCCGGUCUUCCAGGCUCUGGUGACAACGCCAUGUGCUUCCAGGCCCCUCUGUUUCUCCUGA